AUGAUGCUCAAGAGCGAGCGCGACGUACUGAUACCGAAGGAUGGAGGUAAAGUGGACUUGGAGAACGGAAAAACUGCGGAUGACGUUGGGUAUGGAUCUUUUAGUUCAAUGGAGACUGAAAUUGACAAGUCGGGAAUUCUGAUAGACGCGUUUAUUGAAGUUCCGCAGGGAAGACAUCUGGGAUUAUUUUCCACCAUGGUUCUAUUUGUAUCGAGGAUCGUCGGGUCUGGUAUCUUCGCGACCCCAAGUAGCAUUUUUGUCAAUUGUGGCGGGAACACUGUUAUUUACUUCGGCGUAUGGCUGCUGGCAGCUCUUUUGUCCUUUGCAGGGCUAUUUCUGUUUCUGGAAUUUGGUUCGUGGCUUCCUCGCUCUGGUGGGCGUAAGAAUUUCCUUGAGCAAGCGUAUACCAAGCCUAGAUUGAUGAUGAGUGUAACUUUUGCGGCUUUCACCGUGCUAACAGGCUUUACCAUGUCUAAUGCCAUUGUGUUCGGGAAAUACUUUCUCUCAGCAGUGGGCUUCCAGGGCAUUUCCGAUCACUCGAGUGUAUCGAAAUACAUUAGCAUCGCGGCGGUGGUCGUGGGAGUUAUAAUACAUGGGACUUCGGUGAAAACAGGCGUGCGGAUUCAGAAUUUCUUGGGCGGUAUGAAGUUCCUGCUGAUCGCCAUCAUGUGUCUGUUGGGCUUUUAUUCAAUCUUUUACAGACCAGAGGCGGGCGAGAAGACCAUUUCCUCCGCGCCAAUCUAUGAGUUCCACGAUGAAGGAACUCUACAAGUUUCUUCUCUGGCAGCAGCUUUUAUAAAUGCAUUUUUCUGCUUCACGGGCUGGGAUAGCGUUCAUGCAGUCGCCUCGGAAAUCAAGAAUCCUGUCAGAACGUUGAAGAUCGCUGGUCCACUUUCGCUUUUCAUCUGUUUUCUAUGCUAUACAAUGAUGAAUCUGGCCUACAUCAACGUCCUGACCUACGAAGAGAUCAAGCAAGCUGGGCCAUUGGUCGGUUCAGUUCUCUUUGCCAAACUGUUUGGACCGCAUCUUGGUGCCAGAAUACUCUCACUUUCUGUGGCUAUUUCUACAGGCUCCAACAUUUUGGUUGUGCUCUACGGAGUCUCUCGGAUGAAUCAGGAAGUCUUCAGAGAAGGCUAUCUGCCAUUCAGCAUCCACUUGGCUAGCAAUAAGCCUUGGAACUCCCCUUUGCCGGCACUUUUAGUUUGCGGGAUUCUGUCAGUGACCUGGCUUACCAUAUUACCAAGUGAGGGAGCCUCCUACGACUAUUUGGUCUCAAUGGAAGGUUAUGGGAAUCAAUUUUUCCUGCUUCUCAUAGCUGUGGGCAUCUUCAUUUACAGACGAAAGCGUAAAGGAGAGGUCCCAUCGACAAGAGCCUCUUCCAUCGGAGUUUGUGCUAUAAUCUUGGUUUCGAUUUAUCUCAUGGCUGCUCCCUUCUUCGGUAAACAAGCUUCGAACAACAUAGCUAUUUUACCACCUUAUCAGGUCACAGCUUUGAUGCUAAUUCUGUUGUGCUUCGCUUUCUGGUUUGUGAAAUUCUUGUUUCUGCCUAAAGUACUGGGUUAUGAAUUGAAGCAGCGUAUUGUCACUCUAGAUGAUGGUCUGGCUGUAACAAAAUGGAUAAAGUGUGAUCUUUAG
Molecule: messenger RNA, 1635 nt
Organism: Torulaspora globosa
Lineage: Eukaryota; Fungi; Ascomycota; Saccharomycetes; Saccharomycetales; Saccharomycetaceae
Gene: MUP3
Product: Mup3p
Exons: 1
Coding region: 1-1635 (544 amino acids)
Biological process (GO): amino acid transmembrane transport
Cellular component (GO): membrane
Molecular function (GO): L-amino acid transmembrane transporter activity
Source: RefSeq, a predicted model, not a curated record